This is a messenger RNA of Ziziphus jujuba (common jujube), 4072 nucleotides long. RefSeq lists its product as uncharacterized. The transcript has 11 exons. Gene Ontology annotation, molecular function: ATP binding; protein binding; protein serine/threonine kinase activity. Gene Ontology annotation, biological process: peptidyl-serine phosphorylation; peptidyl-threonine phosphorylation. Bases 343 to 3714 code for a protein of 1123 amino acids. The record is from RefSeq and is a predicted model, not a curated record. NCBI's taxonomy places the organism in Eukaryota, Viridiplantae, Streptophyta, Magnoliopsida, Rosales, Rhamnaceae.
AAAUAAACUACAGUGCCACUAGAAUCUAGGGUUUUCUCUCGCAAGCAUUUUUUUCUUUUUCUUUUUUUUUUUUUGGUCGUAAGGGAGCGGUCCUCUUCUUGUCCCGCUCCCCUUUCGAUUUUCCGUCACUUUCCGUCUCUAAUUUUCCAUCAUCUUUCUCAUUCAAUGUUAUAUGAGCUUGAUUUUCCUUCCUGCCAAACAGAUCCUAUUCAAACCUUUCAAGGCUUUCUUCGAAUAUUUUAGUUACGAGCCACCCUUUUUUUUUUUUUUUAUCGUUUAAAUUUCCGAUCUUUAUGAAUUUCUUGUUUGAAUUUAUGCCCUUUUGACAAAUAAACAACAGCAAUGCAGGUCCCUAAUUCGGAAAAAAGUACCGAGCUUCCCGAAACUUCUGGGGUACCAGAAGAUUCAGAGUCCUCCAAUUCAUCUUUAUUAGCAGGUUAUAGUAGCAAUGCUGAGGAUGAGUCUGUUCUUGAUGUUUCCGGGAAAAGUUUGGAUUUUUCUCUGAUGGAGAAUUCAGAUGACGCGGUGAAGGGCCUGUAUAUUUAUAAGAACGUGUUUAAUCUGAUACCCAAAUCAGUAUUUGGGGGUCUCAGUCGAUUGAGGACUCUGAAAUUCUUUGGAAACGAGAUCAGUUUGUUUCCCUCUGAGUUUCGAAACUUGAUGGGGUUGGAAUGCUUGCAGGUGAAGAUAUCCUCACCUGGGUUUGGUGGCCUGCAAUUGAACAAGUUAAAGGAUUUGAAGGAGCUUGAACUGUCGAAAGUGCCACCACGGCCUUCGGCUUUUCCAAUAAUGAGUGACAUCGCUGGGCUUAAGUGCCUGACCAAGCUCACUGUUUGUCACUUCUCAAUAAGAUACCUUCCUUCAGAAAUUGGUUGCUUAAAUAAAUUGGAGUAUCUGGAUAUUUCCUUCAAUAAGAUGAAGAGUUUGCCAACUGAAAUUGGCAAUUUAAAUGCCUUAAUAUCCUUGAAAGUUGCUAAUAAUAAAUUGGUGGAAGUACCUUCGGCUUUGUCCUCCCUGCAAAGAUUGGAGAACUUGGAUUUAUCAAAUAAUAGGUUAACAUCCUUGGGUUCUCUUGAACUUGGUUUGAUGCAUUGCCUACAGAAUUUAAAUCUUCAGUAUAACAAGCUCAAUUAUUGUCAAAUACCUUCCUGGAUAUGCUGCAAUUUGCAAGGAAAUGGCAGAGAUACAUUCAAUAAUGAACUCAUUAGUUCAUCAGUUGAAAUGGAAGUGUAUGACAAUGGUAAUCAGGAAUAUGAUGCGAGUCUUUCUCGCAAAGGUUCUCAUCAUUUAUCAGCAAGUCUAAUAACUGGCUCUGCAUCAAAUAGUAGAUGUUUUGCAGCUCGGAAGUCAGGUAAAAGGUGGAAGCGUAGGUUUUAUUUGCAGCAAAGAGCUCGUCAGGAACGUUUAAAUAGCAGCAGGAAGUGGAAAGGUAUAGAUCAUUCUAAGUUGUUAUCCAUGAAGGAUGAUGGAAACUUCAAACCAGGCAGCCUAGAUGUUGCUGUUGAAACUUUUGCGGAAGGUACAUCUGAAAUUAUAGGUUCAGAUGAUUAUGAUAAAGAAAUACUUCCUGGCGAAGGUGAAAGUGAAAAUCUGUCUAAUAGUUGUGAGGAUAAUGAUGUCACUUUGAAAAAGCAGCUUAAUGUAGAAAAUUGCUCGUGCAUCAGUGUUGACUCUACUCCUGUAAAUGAAGGUGAUAAAUAUGAUUCUUGUCAGCAUGAUGGAUGUUCCAUUAAAAAGGGAGUCUCUGAGAAAGAUGAAGGUUCACCUUCAGAAGUGUUAAAAACUAAUUCAAAGUCCAAGAGGCACUCUGAUAGAGAUCUUGAUAAUCCAAAACCAUGCAAGACUCGGAGACCUAUUGAUGAUAGUGCUGGUUUGUCUCGCAAAUACAGUAAUGUCUCAUUUUGUAGUGUUGAGGAUUUCCUUCCAGAUGGCUUCUUUGAUGCAGGGCGAGACCGGCCCUUCAUGUUGUUGAAAAGUUAUGAGCAAAAUUUCCAUCUUGACUCACGUGAAGUUAUUCUUAUGGACAGGGAAAAGGAUGAGGAGUUGGAUGCAAUUUUACUCUCUGCUCAAGCAUUGGUGUUUCGUCUGAAGCAGUUAAAUUGUUUAAGUAGAGACAGGGAUUGGGUUGAUGAGCUCCAUAUUGGGUCAUUGCUUGCUCUUUUUGUAUCAGAUCAUUUUGGUGGCAGUGAUAGGGGUGCCAUUGUUGAAAGGACUCGAAAAUCUGUAUCUGGUUCAAAUUACCAGAAGCCUUUUGUUUGCACCUGCUCAACUGGAAACAGUGAUAGUAUUAGUACGCUGACUAAACCAACCGUGGAGUCUGUCGAAGAUAUUGUUUUCUCUGAUCUAUGUGAAAAAUCGAUUCGUUCUAUCAAAUCAAGACGAAACUCCAUCAUAGUUCCCAUAGGGAGCUUGCAGUUUGGUGUAUGUAGACAUAGAGCAUUGCUAAUGAAGUAUCUGUGUGAUCGAGUGGAUCCUCCCAUUCCCUGUGAGCUUGUAAGGGGUUAUCUGGAUUUUAUGCCACAUGCCUGGAAUAUCAUUUUAGUCAAGAGGGGUGAAUCAUGGGUUCGAAUGGUAGUUGAUGCAUGUCGUCCUCAUGAUAUUAGAGAAGAAACGGAUCCUGAAUAUUAUUGCAGGUAUAUUCCUCUUAGUCGUAUUAAAGUUCCGCUUUCCUUUCAAAGCAGUCUCGCUCCUGGUUGUUCUUUUCCGUCAUUGGCUUCUAGUAAAGAAAUUUUAAAAUCAGCUUCUAGCUCUCUUAUACAGUGCAAAUUGGGCUCAGUUGAGGCAGCAGCGAAGGUGCGGACUAUUGAGGCUAGUGGGACUUCAGCAGAUGAUAUUAGGAAUUUCGAGUAUGGUUGCUUGGGAGAAGUAAGAAUUUUAAGUACUUUGAAGCACCCCUGCAUAAUAGAAAUUUAUGGGCAUCAGAUAUCUUCUAAGUGGGUUCCUUCAGGGGAUGGAAAUUCUGAGCACCGUGUAUUACAGUCUGCAAUCUUGAUGGAGUAUAUAGAGGGAGGAUCUUUAAAGGGUUACAUUGAAGAGCUAUCAGAGGCUGGUGAGAAGCAUUUGCCAGUGGAGUUGGCACUUUGUAUUGCUAGAGAUGUUGUGUGUGCAUUGGCAGAGCUGCAUUCAAAACAUAUCAUUCAUCGUGACAUUAAAAGUGAAAACAUCUUGAUUGAUUUAGAUAGGAAGAGGGUGGAUGGAACUCCUACUGUGAAGCUAUGUGAUUUUGAUAGGGCAGUACCCGUUCGUUCUUUGUUGCAUACUUGCUGUAUUGCUCAUGUAGGAAUAUCUCCACCAGAUGUUUGUGUUGGUACUCCUCGAUGGAUGGCUCCAGAGGUCCUGCGGGCAAUGCAUAAACCCAAUGUGUAUGGAUUGGAAGUGGAUAUUUGGUCAUUUGGAUGCUUGCUUUUGGAAAUGUUGACUUUGCAAAUCCCUUAUCUAGGGCUAUCUGAAGUGGAAAUCCAUGAUAUGCUUCAGUCGGGUAAAAGGCCAAAGUUAACAAAUGAGUUGGAGGGACUAGGGUCAUUGAAUGAGCCUGCAAUGUCUCAAUCUGAUACUGAGUUGGAGGAAAAGGAGGAUGAAUUAGAAGCUCUUAGAUUCCUGGUUGACUUGUUCCGCCAAUGUACCAAGGAGAACCCAAUGGACCGUCCAACCGCUGAAGACCUCCAUGAAAUGUUGCUUUCGCGCACGAGCAAAUUUGCCAGUUCAAGAAGUUAGGAAGAAGAUUAGGUCAAAUUAAGGGUAAUGAUCUAUCCCCUAUACAUUUUUUUGUAGCCUUAGAGUUGUACCACAUUAGUAUUCCUUAUAAAGAGUUGGGGAUUCUCCAAGAGUCAUGUGUCGUAGUUGCUUUGAUUAGGUUUGGCAAUUAGGGCACUAGAUUUUUAUGUCUCUUUACUUGUAAUUUCCAUGGCUUAGGGGGUUUAGAUACAAACCAAAAGAACAUUCUUUGUAAUCUAAUCUAAUUUAGAUUUGUAAAUUCUGUUGCAUCCAAUUUCUGUGUUCAACAUCUGUAUCAGAACAAUUUUUCACUUGAUGAAUUAUGCAAAAUGAAUACUUGGUACUUUUUUUGACAUUA